GAAGGCGGAUUUCUCUCUUGUGUCCCUCCUUCGUCUUCGGCGGUGAUGCUAACCUCGGAGCCGCCUGCCUGGGAUGGAUUUAGAAGAAGCUUUCCAAAUUGUCGGCGAGUUUGGACCGUACCAGAAGCGAGCGGUGGCUGUUUUGGUUCUGACCCAGUUGUAUAUGGCCUGUCAGUCCAUGCUCAUCGUUCUGGUUGGAUCGACUCCAGAAUACCAGAUAGAGCAGCAGGACAUCGUCCCGUCCAACCAGCAGCCAGCAGUCACCUUCACAGAGGACAUCGACUCCAUAGUGACCGAGUGGUUUCUGGUCAAGCAGCAGGCCUAUAAGGUCAGUCUCGCUGGAUCGCUCUUCUUCGCCGGGCUUCUGGUCGGGAACGUUGUUUUUGGGCCGCUCUCUGACAAAAUCGGAAGAAGACCCGUUUACCUGACAGGUCUGUUUUUCGAGGUGAUCUUCGGCUAUGUGACUGCCUUGGCACCCAGCUACGAGGUCUUUGCCGUGUCUCGCCUGCUGGUCGGGCUGAUGAACGGCGGCAUCGGCCUCGUCUGCUUCGUUCUCACUCAGGAGUACGUGGGCAAAUCCUACUGGGCCAUGACCGGCACGUUGACCAGCAUGACAUUUGCGGUUGGCAUCGCCCUGUUUGGAGCUCUGGGCUACUUCAUCCGGCCGUGGAGGAACCUGGCCACAGCGGCCAACUCAUCCGGCGUCCUGUUCUUCCUGCUGUCUGUAACUCUUCCAGAGUCUCCACGUUGGCUGUAUUCUCAGGGCCAGCCUGAACAGGCCGAAGAGGUUCUGCGCUACAUGGCGCUGAGGAACGGCAACGCUGCCAAACACCUGACGCUGCAACGUGUUGGUGCCGCAAAAUCUGGUAACCAUAGCAACAGGGGCACCAGUGUCUUGCAGCUGGUGAUCCAUCCAGUCCUCCGUCUGAGGACCAUGGUGCUCAUGUAUGUCUGGUACGCCUGCAGUCUGGUUUACUACGGUUUGACUCUGGGGGCCAGCGAGACGUCUGGUAGUCGAUACCUUAACGUGGCCAUGUACGGCCUGGUGGAGCUGCCAGCCUACCCGCUCUGCAUCUACUUCAUCAACAAACACUGGGCUGGGAGGAGGAAAAGCAUGGCCAGUUUUCUGUGUCUGGCUGGUUCGGCCUGCCUCCUCACCAUGUUCAUCCCUGAAAACACCGGGACUUUGCUGAGCGUUACAUCUUUAGCACUUCUGGGAAAACUGAUGGUCAGUGCAGCGUUCAACAUCGCCUACGUUUACACAUCUGAGCUCUACCCGACGGUUAUCAGAAACGCUGGUUUGGGAGUGUGUUCCAUGUCAUGCAGAGUUGGAGGAAUCCUUGCACCAUUUGUUCCCUCCAUGCGGGCCCUCCACAGCUCCAUGCCCUUCACCGUGUUCUGUCUGAGCGGUCUGUCUGCCGGCUGUCUGGGCCUCCUGCUGCCUGAAACCCUCAACAGACCUGCAGCCGAAACUCUAGAGGAGCUGAGCAGCCCGACGCACGGCAGAGUGCUGGAGAGCAAGCCUCUCUUGUAUGAAGAUGACAAAUGGAAGUCAAACCAUGAAUGAAGCUGGCGGCAUCGUCUUCGUCACCGGAGCUCGUUCCUCGUGGAGCCGCUGCUUUAAAACGGUGAAUCGUCUCUGUGAUUGACUCGAGGACGGGUUCACUGGACGCUUCAAACGGGGCGGAUGCUGCCCGGCGCUCUGCCUGCAGCCUGAAGGCACCGCCGACCGACUGGAAGGUUUUCAUUUCACAGAGAAGCCACACGGUCCAUCUUCUGCCUUUGUUCCAUUUCAUGACAUUAGUGCCUUAUCUGGAGGUGGACAGCUGGAGGAGACCGGAGACGUGUUUUACUUCACAUUCCAGAGACGCUCGAACGUUUGUAGGAACGACUUCUUUUCUUUAAAGCUCGACUUUCCCAGCAGCUAAACAGGCCAGAGUUCCAGCUCACAUUCCCCUACAUCACGCAUCCUUUAAAGACAUUCCUCCAGUUACGGUUUUAGGACCGCCUGAAUGUUUGAUGACAUAAAAUGAAGCUUUUACUGAAGCUGCUCACAACAAACACAAAUCUGACUGUAAUAACUGGUUAUAACGCCAAACGGAUCGCUAGAACGUGUUUUGGUUGUAUUUUUUUUGUUUCUGAGCCUGUUAAAGGUUUAUGUUCACAGAUAUUAAUGCUGCUGAUCCAUCAGAGCACCACCACACAUCGUCCAGCUUCAUUUCAUCCGUUACUUUUCCUGUUAUUCCAUAUUUUUGCAGCACAAACAGACGAUCAGAUCACUAACCUGCUGACUUGAACCCUCUAAACCUAAAGCAGUUUUUUUUGUAGCUCUUCUACAUUUUUCUUCACUUUGGGCUCAUUUUUCUCUGCAGUUUAAAGUCCAGCACCUGUACAGAAACAGAACAACCGUGGCCAGAAUUAGAACUCAGAAAUAAGUAGGACGCAGCUUUAAUCUUAUAAAUGUUAAAACUGGAGAAAACAAAGGGUUAAUUCCUGAUUGCUUAUUUUACAAAAAUACAUGGAAUUAACACGUCUGACAUUUUUUCCAAGCGCCCACAGUGACACCCUCCAUUUUUCUCGAUUUUCAGUUUUUCUUUUUCAGACGGUUCAUUUCCAGCACUUUUUAAAUGUAAGUCAUAUAGAUUUAAAAGAUUUUGAUUAAAUGUUACAAUUUCCAGUUCAUGUUUGGUAAAUACGCAUCACAAAUGAGUAGUAAACCCUAUUUUUAAGUUUCCAACGCAUAAUCGAUGCUUUUUAAAGGCCUUUCAAAGCUGCUGUAGGGUUUCUGGGUUCAGAGGGUUAGACUGUAGGUUUUCAGAUGUUUCAGGGAAACCAAAACUUUUAUUAUUACCUUUCUGAAUGUUUCAGGUGAUUAAACUCGAGGAGUUUCACAUGCAGCUGUGGGAUGUUUAUUUUCUAUGUGGUCACAGGUUUUUGUGCGUUCCACAGCUGCUGCAUCUGGAUGUAAACUUCUGUAUUCAUACACUGAUAUCUGAGAAAGAGGUGUACUUUCUGUACUGCUGGGGGAGAGGUGCUGUGUAGUUGUUAAAAUAAACUGUCUGUGGGUGUCAUUGUCGGUACAAUCAGACGAGUAAUGAAAAGAUCCUCUCAGUUUAAACCACCAUGACGUCACACUGACAGAUAGAUUUAUAAUCAAUCAAACCUUUGCAGAUUUUCAAUCAAACAUCCCAGAAUAAUUUAUUGUAAGUUUAAAAACACUCAAGAAGCAUUCUGCCUACUGUGCCUUCUUAUGUUGUCUUUAACUGUGACAAACUUGUAAAAUAUCACAAAGAGAGCUGCCGGUAUGUAUGAAUGGAGAUGUAAUUCCAGGUGUUGAAUGUUUUAUGGACUCUUAUUUUGUACUAUUCACCGUCCAGCUGUUGUAGAUAAACCGUAUGUACGGCGAUAUUUGUGGAAAAAUCUAUUUAUGUCAAAAACAGUAAACGCCUGAAAACUC
This is a messenger RNA of Acanthochromis polyacanthus (spiny chromis), 3457 nucleotides long. It is a transcript of the gene slc22a15, whose product is annotated as solute carrier family 22 member 15. Gene Ontology annotation, cellular component: membrane. The transcript is spliced from 13 exons. Gene Ontology annotation, biological process: transmembrane transport. The record is from RefSeq and is a predicted model, not a curated record. The coding region runs from base 74 to 1567 and encodes 497 amino acids. NCBI's taxonomy places the organism in Eukaryota, Metazoa, Chordata, Actinopteri, Pomacentridae. Gene Ontology annotation, molecular function: transmembrane transporter activity.